Molecule: messenger RNA, 501 nt
Organism: Encephalitozoon romaleae SJ-2008
Lineage: Eukaryota; Fungi; Microsporidia; Unikaryonidae
Exons: 1
Coding region: 1-501 (166 amino acids)
Biological process (GO): proton transmembrane transport
Cellular component (GO): proton-transporting two-sector ATPase complex, proton-transporting domain
Molecular function (GO): proton transmembrane transporter activity
Source: RefSeq, a predicted model, not a curated record
AUGUUUUUGUUAAUGGGGCCCAUCAUCUCAAUGGAUGCAGGAAAUGACAGUGACACAGCCUUCUCGAUUGUCUCCAUAGGUCUUGCUAUAGAGAUGGCUCUUGCAGUUUAUGGUGCAUGUGAGGGCAUGGCUUCCUCAGGAGGAGCAUCAAUUCUAUGCAGCCGGAAUAGAUCCAUACUUGGCCCUACAUACUUCAUCAUGAUAAUGGUGUCAACAAUAUUUUUCAGUAGCUUCCUUGUUGCCCUGAUCAUCGCAACAAACAUAGAUGAAAAGCUAGACAUGGCAAAGAGCAUCUCAUAUUUCUCUGCAUGCUUAAUGGUGGGAAUCACUGCAGCCAUAUCAGGUAAAGUCUGUUCAACCCUGGGUAGGAGGGGAUUUAGAAUUCUGUCCGAAAAACCAUCCUUUCUACCGAUCCUGAUCAUCUUGUUUGGUAUGAUAGAGUUUGUUAUAAUUGUUGUUCUUUCCUGUGCCUUGUUAAUGGUCUACCAAACUCGAGAUUAA